GUACCCGAAGGACAACCAAAAGGGUUGCAAGGAGUUCGAUGAGUCUGGGAUUUCCUUCAAAUCCAAGCCUGGUGCUCUUCCCACCAUCGUUUUGCUCGAUCGUGGAAGUUGCUUUUUUGCUUUGAAGGUCUGGAAUGCCCAGAAGGCUGGAGCUUCUGCUGUUCUUGUUGCGGAUGAUAUUGAUGAAAACUUGAUAACUAUGGACACACCUGAGGAGGAUGGAUCAUCUGCAAAAUACAUAGAGAACAUAACAAUACCAUCAGCUCUCAUUGAAAAAAGUUUUGGUAUAAAAUUAAAGGAUGCCAUAAGUGGUGGUGAUAUGGUCAAUGUAAAUCUUGAUUGGAGAGAGGCUGUUCCCCACCCAGAUGACCGCGUGGAGUAUGAGUUGUGGACCAACAGCAAUGAUGAGUGUGGAGUUAAAUGUGAUAUGCUGAUGGAAUUUGUGAAGGAUUUUAAGGGUGCUGCACAGAUACUUGAAAAAGGUGGUUAUACUCAGUUUACACCCCAUUAUAUAACUUGGUACUGUCCUCAGGCGUUCACAUUAAGCAAACAGUGCAAGUCUCAGUGCAUCAAUCACGGAAGAUAUUGUGCUCCAGAUCCUGAGCAGGACUUCAGCACUGGUUAUGACGGGAAAGAUGUGGUUAUUGAAAACUUAAGGCAGCUUUGCGUUUUUAAGGUGGCAAAUGAAACUAAAAAGCCUUGGGUGUGGUGGGACUAUGUCACUGAUUUUCAAAUUAGAUGUCCGAUGAAGGAGAAAAAAUACAAUAAGGAGUGUGCUGAUGCUGUCAUUAAGUCACUUGGUCUUGAUCUCAAAAGGAUUGAAAAGUGCAUGGGAGAUCCUGAUGCUGAUUCUGACAAUCCUGUUUUGAAGGAAGAGCAAGAUGCACAGGUUGGGAAGGGUUCCAGAGGUGAUGUCACCAUAUUGCCUACUCUUGUUGUCAAUAAUCGACAGUAUCGAGGAAAACUGGAAAAAGGGGCUGUCAUGAAAGCUAUCUGCUCUGGGUUUGAAGAAACUACUGAACCAGCCGUCUGUUUGAGCAGUGAUGUGGAGACAAAUGAGUGUUUGGAUAACAACGGUGGUUGUUGGCGGGAUAAAGCAGCUAAUAUCACUGCAUGCAAGGAUACAUUUCGUGGCCGAGUAUGUGAAUGCCCCCUUGUGGAUGGCGUGCAGUUCAAAGGAGAUGGUUAUACAACCUGUGAAGCCAGUGGACCUGGGCGGUGCAAGAUAAAUAACGGGGGUUGUUGGCAUGAUGCCCGUAAUGGACAUGCAUUUUCUGCUUGUUUGGAUGAUGGACAUGUUAAAUGCCAGUGUCCUGCAGGGUUUAAGGGUGAUGGUGUCAAAAACUGUGAUGACAUAGAUGAAUGCGGAGAGAAGAAAGCUUGUCAGUGCCCUGAAUGUACCUGCAAGAAUACCUGGGGUAGCUAUGACUGCAGUUGCAGUGGAGAUCUUCUGUAUAUCAGGGACCAUGAUGCCUGCAUAAGUAAAACUGCAAGUCAGGGAGGGAAAUCUGCUUGGGCUGCAUUUUGGGUCAUUUUACUUGGCUUGGUUCUAGCUGCUGCUGGCGCAUACCUAGUGUACAAAUAUAGAAUAAGGUCAUACAUGGAUUCUGAAAUCAGAGCCAUCAUGGCACAGUACAUGCCCCUGGACAGCCAAGGGGAAGUUGUAAACCAUGUCAACGAUGAAAGAGCAUGAAAUGAAAAGAAAACACAGAACUUAUGAGCCUCCCUAGUCUCUUGGGACAUGAUGAUGAUGCAUGAAAGCUUGGUUGAGGUGUUGAUGAUUCGGCGCAUUGAAUUUAAUAAUAGAAUGUAUCAUAUUUGACACAAUAAAAACACCUUGGGAAUUACAUAGUUGUCCUGGUUUUUUUUAUUUGGGAUGCACCAAGUUGUGUACUUUAAAAGGAUGAUUUUAGUAGCAAUUUAGUAGGGUGGACUUAAGUUAUCUCACUAGAUUUUAGGACGUGUCUAUGCGACUUUUGUUCCACACUUUGUUAUUGUAUCUUAUCGCGCUUUUACUACGAAAUCUACGUACAUUGCCAACAA
Arachis duranensis is the source of this 2043-nucleotide messenger RNA. Its product is annotated as vacuolar-sorting receptor 1. Gene Ontology annotation, molecular function: calcium ion binding. NCBI's taxonomy places the organism in Eukaryota, Viridiplantae, Streptophyta, Magnoliopsida, Fabales, Fabaceae. The record is from RefSeq and is a predicted model, not a curated record.